Molecule: messenger RNA, 1349 nt
Organism: Castor canadensis (American beaver)
Lineage: Eukaryota; Metazoa; Chordata; Mammalia; Rodentia; Castoridae
Gene: Cbln1
Product: cerebellin 1 precursor
Biological process (GO): maintenance of synapse structure
Cellular component (GO): glutamatergic synapse; synaptic cleft
Molecular function (GO): protein binding
Source: RefSeq, a predicted model, not a curated record
GUGCCCGGCGCGCGCUCUCCGCCCGCUCCGGCUGCAGCGCCCGCUGCAUCAAUAAUUCAGAGCGGCGGCGGCGGCGGCAGCGGCCGGUGCGGGCAGGAGGCAGCAGCAACAGCGGGAACCAAGCAGCAGCGGCUAUGUAUCCAAGUGCGGCUGGGCAGCAGCGGUGUCCCUGAGGCCCGGGCGGGGCUCCGGGAGCAUCUCGCUGGGGGACGCUUGCCCCAGAGUGCGAAGAAAAACAGUAGUGUCCAGGGCGGUGUCGGUGGACCUGCGCACGGAGCUGAGGAGGCGACUUCGGAGCAGGGCUGGGGAGGGGGGGCGGCUGGCGCAGGCAGCCCCCGGGGUGGGGGGCGGGGUGGGCGCCGGCGGCGCGAUGCUGGGCGUCGUGGAGCUGCUGCUGCUGGGGGCUGCGUGGCUGGCAGGCCCGGCCCGGGGGCAGAAUGAGACCGAGCCUAUCGUGCUGGAGGGCAAGUGCCUAGUGGUGUGCGACUCCAACCCCACGUCCGACCCCACAGGCACAGCUCUGGGCAUCUCUGUGCGCUCCGGCAGCGCCAAGGUGGCUUUCUCUGCCAUCAGGAGCACCAACCACGAGCCGUCCGAGAUGAGUAAUCGCACUAUGAUCAUCUACUUCGACCAGGUACUAGUGAACAUCGGGAACAACUUUGAUUCAGAACGCAGCACUUUCAUCGCCCCGCGAAAAGGAAUCUACAGUUUUAACUUCCACGUGGUAAAAGUCUACAACAGACAGACCAUCCAGGUGAGCCUCAUGUUAAACGGGUGGCCGGUGAUUUCAGCCUUCGCUGGUGACCAGGACGUGACCCGGGAGGCCGCCAGCAACGGAGUCCUAAUCCAAAUGGAGAAAGGCGACCGAGCAUACCUCAAGUUGGAGCGGGGGAACUUGAUGGGGGGCUGGAAGUACUCAACCUUCUCUGGAUUCCUCGUGUUUCCCCUCUGACUGGCUCGUAGCCUGAAUGGAGGUGGGGGGAGGGAGGAGUGAGAAAGAGGCUGAAAUUAAGAGGGCAAGGAAGCGGCAGCACUUGAAGCUAUCCUACGUGUUUCCUAGCUGCCUCGGGGUAACAAGGUGCGCGCCCGGCGGCCCGACAACUUUGUCCUUUUCCUUAUUAGGAGAAGUAAAUUCCGCUUAGCUAUGCGCACUCCCAUUUCCAAAAAUAAACUCGCCUCCCCCUAUUCCAGUUGCAGUAAUCAAGAAAGAGACUGCCUUGUCAUUGUUUGGCACCACUAUGUCCAUGUUUCCAAAAAUUUAUUUAAAAGAAACUUUGCAUUUAACUAUAUAAUGUGAAAUCUUUAUUCCUAUGCCCUUAUCCUUCCACGUAGUGAAAAUCUAAUAUGUU